GAAGUCGGCGAAAAGGGUCUCGGCGCUCUUUUACAUGUCCUAAACGAGGAUCGGGCAGAUAUAGACACGACAAAGGCGAUUCUCGAAGUUCUAAAUAUUUUGUGCACUCCAGAUGGGCAGCAGGAUCCUGCUGCUGAUCUGGGUGUUAAAUUCACUGAUGAAAUUGUACAUGAUUCUGCUAAUAUAAAUUUACUCUUGGAUAUUUUGCAAGAAUAUGAUUUUUAUGUUCGUUUUCACAAUAUUCAGUUAUUGGGAACUUUAUUGUCUAUUAGACCAGAUCGUGUGCAAGAUUGCAUAUUAACUGCACCAAUGGGCAUUUCACGCUUGAUGGAUUUGUUAGAUGAUCGAAGGGAAAUUAUUAGAAAUGAAAAUUUGCUUUUACUUAUUGCCCUUACUGAAAAUAAUGCCGAUAUUCAAAAAAUUGUCGCAUUCGAGAACGCAUUUGAAAGGCUUUUAGAAAUAAUUGCAGAAGAAGAUGGCUUAAGUGGUGGAAUUAUUGUUCAAGAUUCAUUAUUAGGCUACUCCCAAGAUUAUAAACACAAAAAUUAUGAAGUUGAGUUUUUAGUUCAAGAAUGGCAGGAACAAAAAGUUACCAACACUAUUGUUCUAUUAGAAUUGAUUCGGAUAUUAGUAGUACCUAAUAAUAUUAAUACGUUAACUAAUCAGAAUGUUAUGGCUCAAUGUGGGGUAUUGAAAACGGUAGUUGAACUUGCCUUAUCUUCGAAUGCUCCUUCGUCAGUAAAAGCCCAUUCUCUAUACGCUUUGGCAGAUCUUAUACGUGGAAACAGUUCUAAUCAAGAAUUUUUGGCACGGACAGUUGUUUCAGUUCCCUAUUCACCCCAACGUCCGAAUUCCACACAGGAUUCAGCACCUGACUCUCAUUCGAAAAGUAAUCUAGAGCAAAUUUCAACUCUUCCUCCACGUCCUACAGUCAUGGCAAUUAUUGCCGUUGCUGUUGGGGCUGAACAUAUAGAAAGUUAUACCACUCGAGCUGCAGCUACAUAUGCUUUUGAGUGUUACACAUAUAAUAAUCCUAAUGCACAAGUUGCAUUGGCAUCUACAUUGACUCCUCCCCCUGAUGAUAAUCCUAAUUCAAAUAUGAAUACAGCUAAACCUCAAUCAGCUGGUUCAUUAUUACUCUCAGCUCUUUUGGAAUGGGAAGAUUCGGAGGCGGAUCCAUAUGUAGUGUGGUUCUCAUCCAUUAUUUUUUCUCAUAUUCUUAUGAAUAAUGAAAAAUCUAAAGAAUUAGCUCGUGGAAUUAUGAUUGGAGAAGAUAAUGCAGAUGACCAUCAUAUUCCUUUGUUGCACUCUAUUGUGGGGAAUUUAAUAUUGGCAACAAGACAAAAUGCGGAUCUAAUUGGGCCUAUAACUCAAUCUUCUGGUGUAGAUUCAAGAGUACAAGGUUUAUGUGCAUUUUUGCUAGCUGAUCAAUUUAUGAAUCGUAUUACACGACUAAGGGAAUCACCUCAUUUUAAACAUGUUCCUCAAUAUAUGCAGGUUUCUCCAGAAGAAGAAGCUAGAGGGUUGCCAGAAUUAUAUUUUGAAUAUGCAUUUGUCGAAUUCUUCAAAAAUAACUAUGGAAGUGAUUUUCAAAACGAUCAUGAUUCAACGAUUUCAUCUUUUAAAUCUGUUAUACAGAUUCAAGAGCAAGAAAUUAUUGAGCUAAAAGAAACGAUAAGACAACUUGCAGAACAGUUGGAAAAUCAGAAAUCAUCUUCCGAACAACAAAUAUCUUCAUUACAAGAGGAAAUACAAUCGCUGAAACAAACUAUAGAAACCCAAAAAUCUGAACGCGCAAAAUUAGAAAAAGAACAUGAAGAUUUGUUUGUUUGUCUUGCAGAUCAAGAUGCAAAUAUCAAAAAGUAUAGAGAGAGAUUGGUUGAACUUGGAGCUGAAGUUUCGGAUAUUGAAGAGGACGAAGGGGAUGAUGACGACGAUGACGAGUAA
Messenger RNA from Racocetra fulgida, 1947 nucleotides. The record is from the annotation of a GenBank genome assembly. Lineage: Eukaryota; Fungi; Glomeromycota; Glomeromycetes; Diversisporales; Gigasporaceae.